CGCUCCUAUUGGCCAAAGGCAACGCACGAAAUUCUCCAUUUAUGGGUUGUUUUCCUCUUUGAUUCCGUCAACCAGCGGCCACAAAGUUGAACUUUGUAGAGCAGACGCUCACUGCAGUACGGGCAGUGCGCUCGAGCGGUUUACCGGCGCGGUGUACACUAUUAUGGAGCGGCGACACUGGUCCUGAGGAGACGUUUAACAGCACCAGAGGCCAAAAGAGACCGUGACAUUACCCAGACACUUUUAAUAGGCUUAUUUUGUUUUAAUAACCAGUUGCAGAACGGAUUAUAUCAGAAGAUCGGCUGCGCUGUGAUAAACGAAUAAAAAUGGGGAGCCGGGGACACUACCGGUACCACUGGCAAAGCCACAAUGUCAAGCAGAGUGGUGUGGAUGAUAUGGUGUUGCUCUCCAAGAUCAAUGAGGACGCCAUUGUGGAAAACCUCAAGAAGAGAUAUAUGGAUGACUUUAUUUUUACAUACAUCGGUCCUGUACUCAUCUCAGUGAACCCUUUCAAACAAAUGCCUUACUUUGGGGAGAAAGAAAUAGAGAUGUACCAAGGCGCGGCUCAGUAUGAGAACCCUCCUCAUAUCUACGCUCUAGCCGAUAACAUGUAUAGAAACAUGAUGAUUGAUCGUGAGAACCAGUGUGUCAUUAUCAGGUGGAUGUACGAGACACAAAGCACAAGUGCUUUUGUAACCUGUGCUUCCUGCUUGAGCACAGGAAAUGCUCUUCAUGUCAAAGACAUCAUUCUACAGUCCAACCCUCUUUUGGAGGCCUUCGGGAAUGCUAAGACAGUGAGGAACAACAACUCCAGUCGAUUUGGGAAAUACGUUGAGAUUCAGUUCAGUUCCGGCGGUGAGCCAGAUGGUGGGAAAAUCUCCAACUUCCUUUUGGAAAAAUCACGUGUGGUGAUGCGGAAUCCUGGAGAGAGGAGCUUCCACAUCUUCUACCAGCUAAUAGAGGGAGCCAAUGGAGACCAGAAAAGUAGUCUGGGUAUCACCAAACUGGAUUACUACUCUUACCUCAACCAGUCAGGUUCCUACAAGGUUGACGAUAUUAAUGACAAGCACGACUUCCAGGAAACCUUGCAUGCCAUGGACGUGAUAGGUAUCUCAGGGAUGGACCGCACCCUGGUACUGCAGAUUGUGGCAGGAAUUCUUCACCUUGGGAACAUCGGCUUCAAGGAAGCAGGGAAUUAUGCUGCUGUAGAAAAUGACGAGUUUCUGGCAUUUCCUGCCUUCCUGUUGGGCAUCGAUCAGCAUCGUCUUAAAGAAAAACUCACCAGCCGUAAGAUAGAUGGCAAGUGGGGGGGCAAGUCCGAGUCUAUAGACGUAACUCUGAAUGUGGAACAGGCGUGUUUCACACGUGACGCUCUCUCCAAAGCCCUGCACGCUCGUGUUUUUGACUACCUGGUGGAGUCGAUCAAUAAAGCCAUGGUUAAGGACCAUCAGGAGCUGAACAUUGGAGUAUUGGAUAUUUAUGGCUUUGAGAUAUUUCAGAAAAAUGGAUUUGAACAGUUCUGUAUCAACUUUGUGAAUGAAAAGCUGCAGCAGAUUUUCAUUGAGCUGACUCUGAAAGCUGAGCAGGAAGAGUAUGUGCAGGAAGGAAUCCGAUGGACUCCCAUAGAGUACUUCAACAAUAAGAUUGUCUGUGACCUCAUUGAGAGUAAAGUAGUGUCUUAUGAUGCAGAGGGUUUCUGUGAGAGGAACAGGGACGUGCUGUUCACUGACCUGAUCGAGCUGAUGCAGAGCAGUGAAAUACCUUUCAUCCGUGCCCUGUUCCCAGAAAACCUCAAUGCUGAGAAAAAAGGCAGACCCACUACAGCAGGGAGUAAAAUCAAGAAACAAGCCAAUGAUCUGGUGAGCACCCUGAUGAAAUGUACACCUCACUACAUCCGCUGUAUCAAACCCAAUGAGACCAAGAAACCUAAAGACUGGGAGGAGAGCCGAGUGAAGCACCAGGUGGAGUAUCUGGGUCUGAAGGAGAAUAUAAGAGUAAGACGUGCCGGCUAUGCUUACAGAAGAGUCUUCCGCAAGUUUUUGAACAGAUAUGCCAUUUUGACGAAGGAGUCAUGGCCGACGUGGCGUGGGGAUGAGAGGCAGGGUGUGCUGCACCUCCUGCGCUCCGUAAACAUGGACCAAGACCAGUAUCAGCUCGGACAUACCAAAAUCUUCAUCAAAGCCCCUGAGUCGCUCUUCCUGCUGGAGGAGACAAGAGAGCGCAAAUUUGAUGGUUAUGCCAGAGCCAUUCAGACUGCCUGGAGGAAAUAUUGUGCACGCAAGAAAUAUGUUCAGAUGAGAGAGGAGGCCUCUGAUCUGCUGCUGAACAGGAAGGAGAGAAGAAGGCACAGCUUGGAUAGGAACUUUGUGGGAGAUUACUUAGGUAUGGAUGACCGGCCUGAGCUCAGGCAGUUUGUGGGCAAGAGGGAGAAGAUCGAUUUUGCAGACAAAGUCAACAAAUUCGACAGGCGGUUUAAGAGCAUCAAGAGAGACCUGAUCCUCACCCCUAAAUCCGUCUACCUGAUUGGAAGAGAAAAAGUGAAGCAGGGGCCAGAGAAAGGAAUGGUGAAAGAGGUCCUGAAGCGCAAAAUUGACGUAGAGAAGAUAAUGGCUGUUUCUUUAAGCACAAUGCAGGAUGACUUCAUGAUCCUGCACGAGGAGGAGUAUGACAGCCUGCUGGAGUGUGUAUUCAAGACGGAGGUCAUCAGUUUACUGGCACGCCGAUACGAAGAGAGAACACAGAAAAAGCUACCUCUCAAAUUUAGCACCACGCUUGAAAUGAAACUGAAGAAAGAAGGUUGGGGACCCUGGAAUGCCGGAGGGGCCAGACAAGUGCAGUUCAUCCAAGGUCAAGGGGAUGUAGCUGUGCUGCGACCCUCAAACAAAAUGCUGCAGGUCAGCAUUGGACCGGGUUUGCCCAAAAAUUCACGUCCUACUAAGAAGGGCAUCACUCAAAGCCGUCCCAGCAUGUCCAGGACGCACCACCACACCCCAACACGAGUCGCACCCGGCCCUCCAGUUGCUCACCAGAAUGGAGGGCUGAAGAACGCAAAUCAUACUGUCAAUCAGAGAAAUUCGCAACAUCACAGCAAUCAGAGGCCGACACCUGGAAACACGGCCCGUCCGUUCCUGCCUACUAAUGUCAGUCAGCUCAAGGACAGAGGCAGCAGACAGGCACCCCAGCAAACCAACCUGGAUUUCCUCAAAGUACCAGACCAAGGGGCCGCAGGCAGAAAUCGGCAACCAUCUGACAAUGGAGGAAUGGCCCACAGACAGUCCACAAACAGGCCCACUCCAGGAGGUGGCCGUCCCAAACCAGCCCCCAAGCCGAAGCCCCAGGUGCCUCAGUGUAAAGCUCUUUAUGCCUACGAUGCCCAAGACACAGAUGAGCUCAGUUUCAAUGCAGAUGACAUCAUUGACAUCAUUAAGGAAGAUGCCUCUGGAUGGUGGACAGGGAGGCUGAGAGGUAAACAAGGCCUUUUCCCAAACAACUACGUGACUAAGAUCUAAGCUCUUCUGCCGUUAAUGAGGGGACCAGACUUGAACCUCAGCGGACUUGUUAGAUGAAGAAGGACAAAAAAGAAGGGAAAACUGAGAUAAUGAAGGAAGGAGCGAGGUGUGCCGUGGCUGUGGUCAAACUCCUCGUAAGCUCUGUGUUCUGGUGCCACUUGAGGCCAUGUGGGCAGACGCCGGUCGGUCGGACACGAAACGUCUCCAGGGCACUGAAUACUGAACUGUCCCUGUGAGCACUGAUCAAAACUAUUUAUUGUAUUUAUAUUAUAGCAUUCUGCAGUUUAUUUCUGAUGUGGUUUGUUCAUCUGUCAUUGAUAUUUAAGGUAAUCUUAAUUCACUUGAAGAGAUGAAGUAGCCAUUUUAUGUGGGAACAGGUCUUUUAGAGUCACCUGCUGUUCAUAAUUUUUUUUCUCCAAUUUCUUGAAGUCAUGUCUAAAUCAAUGGUUUUAGUGGGGAAUGUUUUGCUGCUAAGGACCAUUUUACAUGUUAUUCCCUUUCAUCUUGUUAAGAGAAACCCUAAUGUAUAAAAUGCACUAUGGCUCUUGAAAACCAUGGUUUGUAUGCUUUUGAAGUUCAUCAUCUCAGAACAAUGCCGAAUGCGUCAUUGUGCAAAAGAUGCAAACAGUUAAAACUGUCUAAAUUUAAACUACAGUGGCAUUUCCAUGCAUCAAAGACAUAAUCAGCACAUUAUUACUGUAUAGUUAUGAAACGUUUUAUAAGUAUAUCAUACAAAUGUAGUGGUAAGAACAUCCACACCAACAUUCACCAAGGUACUAGUCAGUGAAGAAUCAGAGGCUGGAUCCAUGAAAAUCUUCUUUCGGUGGUUCUCAAGAUAAUGUUCCUAAGUGCAAUUCCUGAAAAAAAAUGUUAGGAAGUUCCCAUAUACUAUAAAAUUUUUUUAUUCUUUAGAAUAAAGUGACAGGUGGUGUCUGAUUGUAUACUAUUCUACUGAUGAGGCUGCCUUGUCUAAUACAAAUUCUAAAUGUUAUGCUAGUACAUCUUACCCUCAUUUCAUUUUAUGAUACAUUUAAAGUGAACUGGAUUAGACAAUUAUUAUAAAUGUUACUGUCAUCUGGAACUUUAUUUGGGGGACACCCAAUAAAUUAAACAUCUUAAUUUUGGGUACUUAAGUUAGAGGUUAUCCUAACUUCCAAGUUAUUUAUGGUGACUUAAGAACAUUCCUUUUAACUAUUUUGGAAAUACAUAUUAGUAACUGAAAGUUAGAAAAGUGCAGUUAAGAUGAAUGUUCUUAUUUUUUUGUGAAUACUUUCACUGUAAAGUUUACAUAGAUAUUGCUGGCAUUUUACAUCUGAAACUCAGACCAUUUUAGAAUGCAAGUGAGGUUGAUGACUUGUUUAAGAAGUAUAAUUAUUGGUUUAAUAGAUGCCCACUGGACCAUAGAAAAAUCAGUCUUGUUCACUAACCAUGCAUAGAAAAAUGUGAAUGUGAAAUUAACAUUCACAAAUGAUUCAAUAGCUUUCAUACUAAAAUUUAUAUAAAAUGUAGGAAUAAUUGAAACCAUAUAGCUGCUUAAAAAAAAUAAAAAUCACCUUUCCUUGUCACAAUUAUGGCCUCACAAAUGUGUCAAGAUGAAAUUUUACAGAUACUUCACCUUAACUGAUAUUUCAAUAAUUAGUGAAUGAGAACCAAUGCAUUGAAAGCUUGUCCUUUUCUUCAUUUUGGAAUUAAACUGAAGGUUAUUAAAAAACACACGUGCAAUAUUGACAGCAGGUGAAAAGACUUUGGGUCUUUAGUCCAACAAGACUAACACGUCACAGUCAGUAUCAACACACAAGCCUGAAAGUGGUAUUAAAU
Messenger RNA from Sinocyclocheilus grahami, 5327 nucleotides. Its product is annotated as unconventional myosin-Ie-like. Gene Ontology annotation, biological process: actin filament organization; endocytosis; glomerulus development. The record is from RefSeq and is a predicted model, not a curated record. Lineage: Eukaryota; Metazoa; Chordata; Actinopteri; Cypriniformes; Cyprinidae. Gene Ontology annotation, cellular component: cytoplasm; myosin complex; microvillus. The transcript is spliced from 28 exons. Gene Ontology annotation, molecular function: actin filament binding; ATP binding; microfilament motor activity. The coding region runs from base 327 to 3509 and encodes 1060 amino acids.